Rana temporaria (common frog) is the source of this 4917-nucleotide messenger RNA. It is a transcript of the gene TRAPPC11, whose product is annotated as trafficking protein particle complex subunit 11. Bases 181 to 3582 code for a protein of 1133 amino acids. Lineage: Eukaryota; Metazoa; Chordata; Amphibia; Anura; Ranidae. The record is from RefSeq and is a predicted model, not a curated record. The transcript is spliced from 30 exons.
GGAGGAUGUCCCGGCGGGCAGUGCGGUGUGUCAGCUGACAGUCGGUGUGAGGUGGAGGAGUAGAGCCCGGAUGAGAGGUGCUGUGGAUGGGGGAGCUGUAGAGUGACAGGCCACACACUGGAGACAUGUACAGAGGAGAGGAAACUGCCGUUUGAUCAGGUUUGCACCAUUAUUUUAAAAAUGGGCCCCACACAGUGGGACUUCCCUGUUGAGCUAUGCUGUCGUCCAAUGGCCUUCGUGACUCUCACUGGACUAGAUGUAACCUACAAUGCCAUCCACAGAGCGAUAUGGGAUGCAUUUUGCGCCAACAGAAGAGCAGACCGGGUGCCCAUCUCAUUUAAGGUUCUACCCGGAGAUCACGAAUUUCCAAAGUGUAGGACAAAGAGAACAUCCUAUGAAUGGUACAUUCCUAAAGGCAUUCUGAAGACUGGAUGGAUGAAUAAACAUCUGAAUUUGGUGCCUGCUCUGGUUGUUGUGUUUUAUGAGCUGGACUGGGAUGAGGGCCAGUGGAAGGAGAAGCAGUUAGAAUGUGCAACCAGGGUGGAAAUUGUAAGGCAAAGCUUGCAAGGAAGGAAUACAAAGGUUGCCGUGGUUUUAAUUCAGAAGAAAACACCAUUACCACCAGGUGAAGAUCUGAUUGCUUCAGAACGGGCUGCUUCUCUUUGCAAUGCCUGUGAUCUUUCGGGGAAAUCUCUCUUCGUGCUCCCGCACACUGACCACUUGGUGGGCUACAUUAUUAGGUUAGAAAAUGCAUUUUAUGAGCAUGCACAGACCUAUUACUACACUGAAAUCAGAAGGAUAAAAUCCCAUAAGGAGUUCUUAAAUAAAACCACUCAUCAGCUGCUGUUUGUAAGGCAUCAGUUUAAGAUUGCUUUCUUCAGUGAACUGAAACAGGAUACACAGAAUGCCUUGAAGAAUUACCGGACAGCCUAUAACCUUGUACAUGAACUGAGGGCUCAUGAAACAAACAUGUUGGAGAUUAAAACUAUGGCUGGCUUCAUAAACUAUAAGAUCUGCCGCCUGUGUUUCCAGCACAACACCCCUCUAGAUGCCAUUGCUCAGUUCAGAAAGCACAUUGAUUUGUGCAAGAAGAAGAUAGGCAGUGCUGAGCUGUCGUUUGAGCAUGCUGCCUGGAUGUCUAAACAAUUCCAGGCUUUUGGGGACUUGUUUGAUGAAGCUAUUAAGUUGGGGCUGACUGCCAUUCAGACACAGAAUCCCGGCUUCUACUACCAACAGGCUGCACAUUACGCACAGGAGCGCAAGCAUCAAGCUGCUCUUCUUUGUAAUCACAGUCCUUCUGUGGUUUAUCCUAACCCAGAUCCUCUGGAGACGCCUAAUGGAGCUCUGGAUUUCUAUGGACAGAGGGCAUGGAGGCAAGGAAUACUAAGCUUUGACCUUUCUGAUCCGGAGAAAGAAAAAGCGGGCAUUCUUGCUCUGCAGCUUAAAGAGAAAGAUGUCGUUCACUCGGAGCUCAUUAUCAGCCUCCUGAGCAGUGCUGUAGCUCAGUUCAAGAAAUACAAGUGUCCCAGAAUGAAGAGCCACUUAAUGGUGCAGAUGGGAGAAGAAUAUUACUUCUCUAAAGACUACACUAAGGCCUUGAAGUUGUUGGACUAUGUCAUGUGUGAUUAUCGCAGUGAGAGAUGGUGGACGCUACUGACUUCUAUAUUGACCACAGCACUAAAAUGUGCUUAUCUUAUGGCACAACUAAAAGACUAUAUCACCUAUUCACUGGAGCUGCUUGGAAGAGCUUCAACACUGAAAGAUGAUCAGAAGUCCAGGAUUGAGAAGAACCUGAUUAAUGUGUUAAUGAACGAGAGUCCUGAGCCAGAGCCAGAUUGUGAUGCCUCCAUGGUAAAAACUGCACAACGACUUUGGACAGACAGAGUUUCUCUAGCGGGUAGCAAUGUGUUUACCAUUGAGGUUCAGGACUUUGUGCCAUUUGUGCAAUGCAAGGCCAAGUUCCUGGCCCCAAGUUUUCAUGUUGAUGCUCCGGUGGAGCUGUAUGUUUAUCUGAAAACAGAUUGUCCACAUCCAAUCCGAUUCUCCAAGCUCUGUGUUGGGUUUAGUAACCAGGAAUAUAACCAGUUCUGUGUAGUGGAAGAGCAGUACCAAUCAAGCGAUAUUCUGGAGCAGUCAGCACAGGGAACAAUGUGUCUGGUGCCAGGAAAGACCAGAAAAUUCACAUUUAAAUUUGUGGCCAAAACUGAAGAUGUUGGAAAGAAAAUGGAGAUUACAUCAGUGGAUCUAAUCCUGGGGAGUGAAACCGGUCGUUGUGUGAUUCUAAACUGGCGAGGGGGUGGAGGAGAUGCAGCCUCGGCUCAAGAGGCAGUGCAGGCGUCACGCUCUUUUAAGCGAAGACCAAAACUACCAGAAACUGAAGUACAUUGGGAUAGUAUCACAAUCCAAGCAAGCACCAUGAUUAUUUCUAGAACACCUAAGUUGUCUGUCUUGUUACGUCAUGAGCCGCCUGCGCUAAAUAAUGAAAUUUACUGCCUGAUGAUAACAAUACAAUCUCACGAGGAGACAGUCAUCAAGGAUGUAAAGCUGACUGCAGGACUUAAACCAGGGCAGGAUGCCAAUCUGACACAGAAGACUCUGGUUACGCUUCAGGGAGCAGAAACGUGUGAUGACUCAAGCCCGGCUUUGCUCACUGACAUCCCAAUCGGAAACCUGCAGCCCGGAGAAAAGCUGGAAAUGCCUCUAUACAUCCGCUGCGGUACUGUUGGCACACGAGUGUUCCUGGUUUAUGUUUCCUACUUGAUAGACACAUCUGUAGAGGACAAGGAUAUCAUCUGCAGAUGUCACCGGGAUGAAACGGUUACCAUUGAGACUGUGUAUCCAUUUGAUGUUGCUGUGAAAUUUAUAUCCAUAAAGUUUGAACAUUUAGAUCGUGUCUAUGCUGAUAUACCCUUCUUACUAAUGACGGAUAUCUUGAGUGCUUCCCCAUGGAGCCUCACCAUCCUCUCCAGCCAGCUCCAACUCUCAUCAUCUGUGGCACCUGUGGACGAGCUGGAAUCCCACAUGGGAAAUGUUGUCUUACAGACUGGAGAGAGUGCCAGUGAAUGUUUCUGCCUCCAGUGUCCUCCUGUAGCAAAUCCUCAGAAUGGUGUGGCCACUGGCAGCUAUAUUAUAUCUUGGAAGAGGAGCUCAGCUGGAGAAAAUGUACCAGUUGUCAACACCGUGGUAACACUGCCACACGUGAUGGUAGAAAGCAUUCCACUCCAUAUUAAAGCAGAUCUCCCAUCUUUUGGAAGAGUAAGAGAGUCUCUGCCAGUAAAGUAUCAUCUACAGAACAAGACCGGGCUAGUUCAGGAUAUUGAAAUUGCAGUGGAGCCAAGCGACGCCUUCAUGUUUUCUGGACUCAAGCAAAUUCGACUCCAAAUCCUUCCUGGUGCUGAGCAGGAGAUGCUGUACAAUUUCUACCCACUAAUGGCGGGAUACCAACCACUGCCAUCUCUUAACAUCAAUCUUCUGAGGUUUCCAAACUACACCAGUCAUAUGUUGAAGCGUUUCCUACCCACCCAUAUAUUUGUGAAGCCACAAGGCCGUCGUGUGGACGAGGACUCCAUAGAGGCCGCAUAGGAAGACGAAUCCAGUGUUUUCCUCUCUCUCAUAUCUGUUCAUCUCUCAAGUUUUUUUGUUUCUGACUGAAGGCUGAAAACAUUUUUUUUAUUGGGACUUUGUGAAGUGCUCUUUUACAAGAUGUAUUUGUUAAUUUUGUUUAACAGUAUCAGAAUUCAGGCAAAGCACUACCCUCAAACAAUUGUAGCAGUCAGUAUAUGAUUGCAUAGGUUUCUGCAAAUUCUUGCUUGGCUACCGGAGCUUUGUUCUUGAUUUCCAGUUACCAUCUCUAUUUAGAAAGCAAGGAUUAGGCUGUGUAUAGCAUGCACAUAUUAGUCCUAUGUUGGUAUUCUUAUAGACCUGCAGCAACCUAACAGUAAGUAUUUUCAUUUUUUGUUACCUGCUAAGCAGCCAGCCUUUGUAUGCAACUUCAGAUUCUUGUAUUUAUUGGCUGUUUAUGGCAGUACAACAUUGGCUAAAAUGCAUAUCUCAUGAUUCUUUACAAGACUAAACAACUCCCUGUAUACAUGUUGUUUUUAUUUGCAAAUUAUAUCAAAGCAGGGUAUUUUUAGCAAUACCAAAAUGCGUAAGUCAGCCAUUCUCAACCAAGGUUCCGUGGGACCCUAGGGUUCCUCCAGAGGUUGCUAGGGGUUCCUUGAGCUGUGACUGAUUGAUCUCCUAUGUGAUGGUUCCUGCAAUGUUUCAGGAUCGGUGCCACUUGACAGAUCCAGUUGCUUGACACCAAUGAUCUUUUUAGCUUUCUGUAAGGCUGGCAAUCUGACCAUUACUGUAAAGUGGGCAUUCUUCCCACUGACCACCAAUGUAAGGGGCAUUUUUGUCAUUAACCACCGAUAAACUGGCUUUAGCAGGGGUUCCACAAGACUUAAACAUUUUUUCAAGGGUUCCUUUGGGGUUAAAGGGUUGAGAAAGGCUGGCAUGAAAUGUAUAACAGUGUGACUAAGCAGACGAUAAACUGUAUGUAGAAGAAGGCUAAUGGGAAUGAAAAACUGCUGCUCUUUAGACUGAAAUUGUUCAGAUGGCCAAGUGGUUGCAAGUAAAACACACCUUUUAAAAGGGCUUCUGGAAGGAUCUGAAAUUGUCAUUGGUUGGGGUUAUAUAUAUAUAUGUUGGCGAUAUUAAAUGGAUCCAACAUCUGCAGUAAAGUACGCCAUGCGUAUGCCUGUUUGGUAACUAUUUGUGGUUAUUUUCACUGGUCUGAGCAUUCUAAUAAUGCUGAUGAAGCAGUCACUUGUAUUAUCUAAUCAAAAUGUAUGGAGCCCUUUCCUUUGUUAAAAAUUAGCCCCUCCUAAUAUGAAUUAAAUUAUACAGAGUUUAUUAAAAGUAAAUUAUGCGUUA